CUCGUAACAAUGCUCUUUCUAUUGGAGACAAUGCCCCUGGCUGUUGCCGCCCUGCUUUGGCGAGCCCUUGGGCAUUGAAACAAUAAGUUCUCACUGAGAUAUCUCCAUGAUUUCUUUGACUAUCAUCGAAGAUGGUGUCUUUGUUGACCGCCGCAUUACCAGCCAUGCUAUUUUGGUGACCACCAACUGACGCUAAAUGAACAAUCACUUCUACAGAGUAACAGGACUCACACUUCGUCCAAAUUCAAUUCCGAGUGCCUGAAUCCAGUCAGAAUCGAUUACCCAACGGACGACCUAUUGUCAAUAUCUGAGUAACAAGACCAUCUAAAUACCUUCAUACUCCUAGCCUACCAUGGCAGCGAUCCACCAGACCAUAGCGAUCGUGGACAAGUCGAACAAAGUUGUCAGUACGACAAAACAAUUGAAGAACGUGUUCAAAGAGGCGAAACUAGCCUAUCUUGAACGAAAAGCCGAAAUUGUGGCAGACCGUAGAGCCAGGGAAGACAGAGAAUUGAGAAAGGCUCUAAAGGCGGUGACUUUGGCUGAGGAGGAGGAGAGAUCAGAAACAUCCCACAGGUCCAGGAGAAAGCAUAGUCACAAGAAAGAGCACGAUGCAGAGCGACGUCGGCCAUCAGUACGAGAACACCAUCACUCCUCGGGAUCGACAAGACGGAAGGGCCAUGCAGAGAACGGUCUUCCGCCCAUUGAGCAUGCGGCCCCGGUCGAGACCUAUCCCGCCCCGGUUGGUCUCGCUCAGUUCAACGAGGAGCUCUAUGGUCAACAUCGUUCCGCUCCUAUUUCUCCUGUAUACCCUCCCGAAGGACAUGGGCUUCUACGUCGGACAACCGAUCUUCCACUCGAGCAUCCUCGUUCCCAUCGUCCUCCCCCCGUGAGGUCACAUUCCACUUCCGAAGUUGAUGAUCACAUUGACAUGGACCUGGCGUAUGGCGAGUUUCAUCCAGAGUCACUCAUGUUAGACCCCAAGGUCGAACAGACGCUACAAAAACAAGAAAUGUCCAGUCUGGUCACAAAAUGCAAGAUUUUGCUCGACGAAGCCAAUUGCGCCCAACACAGUGUCAGAGCAAUUGUGACUCAUCUCCAGAAGAAUCCCGAUGCUAUGGCAGCCGUUGCAUUGACACUGGCCGAGAUCAGUAAUCUAGCCACGAAGAUGGCCCCAGGAGCGCUGGCAGCCUUCAAGACCGGUGCCCCAACCGUGUUUGCUAUGCUCGCUGCCCCCGAAUUCCUCAUCGCGGUAGGCGUAGGUGUGGGCAUCACCAUUGUGAUGUUCGGUGGCUACAAGAUCAUCAAAAAGAUCCGAGCAAAGGUUAGUGACAAGGAGGAGGUCGCGGAUGAAAUGAUCGAUGUCCAUGAACUUGAUCGGAUCGAGCACUGGCGACGUGGUAUCGCAGAUGCCGAAACUGCCAGUGUUGCUACCAGUGUUGAGGGCGAAUUCAUUACACCUUUGGCAGCUCGCUCAAUGGGACAUCUGCCGAUGCCCAGGGAUCCGAGCCGUGACCGCCAGAGCGAGAAGCCUCGAGAUGAAAGGCGGAAGAAGAAACAUCGACAUAUUGAUGAUGACCCGGAUCGAACGGUGGUCGGGAGUGAAAGCUCCAAAUCGCGGAAAAGCAAAUCGGACAGGCGAGAAAGAAGUCUUGUCAAAGUCAAAAAGCCCAGUCCAUUGCGUCGAAUAUUCAGCAGCAAAGAUACGGACACUUCGUCGAGGAGGUGACGGUGGAAUUUGGAGUUCAUGGUUACCCCUUUCAUAACGAAUUAGAUGAGUACACUUUCUCAUAUUGGAGCAUGGCGUUACGGUACAUAUGGGACAUAUUUAAUUACAAGUAUAUGAUGCAUGAUAUAAUGAGAUACGAAACUCUAUGGUCCAC
Exophiala oligosperma is the source of this 1883-nucleotide messenger RNA. RefSeq lists its product as uncharacterized. The record is from RefSeq and is a predicted model, not a curated record. Bases 353 to 1729 code for a protein of 458 amino acids. NCBI's taxonomy places the organism in Eukaryota, Fungi, Ascomycota, Eurotiomycetes, Chaetothyriales, Herpotrichiellaceae. The transcript has a single exon.